Messenger RNA from Telopea speciosissima, 998 nucleotides. RefSeq lists its product as uncharacterized. The transcript is spliced from 8 exons. Gene Ontology annotation, cellular component: membrane. The record is from RefSeq and is a predicted model, not a curated record. Lineage: Eukaryota; Viridiplantae; Streptophyta; Magnoliopsida; Proteales; Proteaceae. Gene Ontology annotation, molecular function: ubiquitin-protein transferase activity; zinc ion binding. Gene Ontology annotation, biological process: protein ubiquitination. The coding region runs from base 149 to 955 and encodes 268 amino acids.
GAGAUAGAGAUGAGGAUUUGUUUCUGGAUUAUGUUUGUAUUCCGAUAACGACGACACUCAAUCUCUUGCUUCGUUGUAUAAAACAGAGAUUUCGAAGAAACCCAGAGAAGAGCUUUCUUUCCGGGAAGGAAUCCGAACCUCUCUCUUUAUGGGGGAUCACUUUGUGCUGCUGGUGGAUCGGUUACUCACUGAAUCGACCCUAGAAGCUGCAAUUGAGAGCAGAAACAGGUCUUCAGAAACCAGUCCCUCGGCUGUUGAAGCCACAACCACAGAAAUUUCUUCCCCUAGUAGGGAUUUCAAUCAUGGGUUGUCCCCGAGGAAAUUGGUGGAGUGCAGAAUUUGCCAUGAUGAGGACGAAGAUUCAAACAUGGAGACACCCUGCUCUUGCUGUGGCAGCUUGAAGUAUGCUCAUCGCAGAUGUGUCCAAAGGUGGUGCAAUGAGAAGGGUGACACCAUAUGUGAGAUAUGCCACAAGCAAUUUAAGCCAGGUUACACAGCACCACCUAAGUUGUUUCGUAAUGGGGCUAUUCCUAUGAACUUUAGGGGUAAUUGGGAGAUUUCCAGAAGGGACCUGCAUAAUACACGAUUUAUAGCAAUGGUUGCAACUGACCGUAAUUUGUUGGAUCCUGACUAUAAUCAGUAUUCAGCUGCCACUUCAAGAAGCCUGCUGUGCUGCCGCAUAGUGGCUAUAAUUUUCAUGGUUGUCCUGGUUCUAAGACAUACGCUUCCAAUCGUGGUUAGUGGGGCUGGGGAGUAUUCCGUUCCACUAUUAAUAUUGCUGGUAUUGAGAACUGCUGGGAUUCUUCUUCCAAUCUAUAUAAUGGUGAGAGCAGUAACGACCAUACAUCGUCGGCGACAGCAACAAGAGCCUCACAUGUCUGUCACGGAAUCUGAUGAAGAAAAUGAGCAGCAGCCUAAUCUGCAGUCCCAGCCACACGUCAUCCGUGUUUACUAAGCUACGAUACCACUGACAUGUAAAGCAAGUUGAAAAGGAAAAA